Messenger RNA from Acaulospora colombiana, 2985 nucleotides. NCBI's taxonomy places the organism in Eukaryota, Fungi, Glomeromycota, Glomeromycetes, Diversisporales, Acaulosporaceae. The record is from the annotation of a GenBank genome assembly.
ACCACUGCGCUGCCAUGAUGAGCUCCUUUGCGAAUAAAAAAGAUUGGUUCAAGUUCGCUAUCGAAAAUGGCUUCAUCAAGUCAUUCGAAUACAAUUCCUUUGAGAAUAAAAACAAGAGAAAGAUGGUCGCCUUGAAGAGUCUGCACAAAAACAAUGAUUUUCAUAAGGAUUUCGUGCGAGAGGUACGUGUACACGGUGACAUCUUAAACCAUGAUGAUAUAUUGACGCGAAAUGCACUUCAAUUAGAUUCUGAAACGAAGAGUUUUUUCUUGGUUCUUCAGUACGCGAAUGGGGGAACUCUUCGGUCAUAUUUGCAAAAAAAUUUUGAUAAACUGAAUUGGCCCAGAAAAUUAAAGAUGGCCGUGGAUAUUGCCAACGGAUUGAAUUGUAUUCACGGCGAGGUCUAUAAUUUCUCGUGCAUGGAACAAGAUAUAAUCGAACCUAUGCGCGAUAUGCCAAAUGAAGCCGACUCUAUCUCAAUUCCCACCGAAUCCAUAACAUCCAAUUUAAGUUUUCAGGGGACACAAAUAUUGACAGAUCCUUAUAAGUUCGCUAAAGAAAAAAUUUUUGUCACGAAUGUUAAACCAACGAGAACAUGCACGAAGAUGCUCAAGCUGGCCCGAGAAAGUCUGGAUAAUGAUUUCGAUGAAAGUAAUGAUAAGCCUCAUUGUGUUGCAUGGGUGCACGUCUCUCUCGGUGACGUAGAAGGAUUAAAAUGGCACCUCGAUUAUGAUGACCACCGGGAUAUCAAAAUCCUUCCCGAGUUCACAAUUAAAUUCUGCUGCUGGGAUAAAAUUAUUCUCGUUUUUGAAACAUUAAAAUUGUACGGGGCAAAUUUUGGAGGCAUCCACUUAUCACUAGGGUCCUUGGUGAAGAACAACUCGGUCCAUUUUCCGAGAGAACUGCUUCAAUUCAAAGAGCUCUUGAUUUGGUUGUUAGAUAAUAAUUGCGACAUUAAUGAACUGAAGGAUAGUCGUGGUUUCUAUUCUUUAUACGAUCUACUUGAUGCCUUGGGAUUGCAUAAACAUCGGGAAGUUAUCGAUCUGUACUUGGAAUUUCAUUUCAAUCCAAAUAAUUCAUACAACACCCACCUACCAAAUUUGUUAUUUUAUUCUGUAUCCAAGAAGUUCCCUCUUUCCACCCUCAAACUGAUUCUCAACUAUGGUAUCGAUUUGUCGACGAAAAAUAGCGAAGGAUUAAAUGUCCUCGAUUAUGCGGCGAAUGAGAAGAGCAUCGAAACGUUGGAAUACCUUCUCAGAAGAUAUUCAAAGACACUGAGUUCACAAUUCAAAUUUUCCGAACAUCAUCCCAACCUCCUGUUCCUUGCUAUAAAAAAAGACUUUCCAAUUUCCACUCUCGGGCUAAUUCUUGAUUCUGGUGUUGAUCUGCUAACAAAGAACGUUGAAGGUUUGAAUGUCCUUGAUUAUGCGGCUGAGGAGAAGAAUCUCGAGGCCUUGGAAUAUCUUCUCAGCAACUGUUCGACAAAAUUAAAUUCCGAUCACCGUUUUUCCAAAAACUGCCCCAAUUUACUAUUUCUCGCGAUAAAAGAAAAUUAUCCCAUUUCCACACUCAGACUGAUUCUCAAUUCUCGCGUCAAGUUAUCGAUCAAGAAUCAUGACGGACUAAAUGCCAUCAAUUACGCGGCUGUGUGUAAAAACAUCGAGGCUUUGGAGUAUCUUCUUAGCAACUAUUCCGAGGAAUCGACUUUUCAACACAGAUUCUCCCAAAAUUGCCCAAACUUAUUGUUCCUCGCCAUAGAAAACUUUUUCCCUGUUCACAUUCUGGAACUUAUCCUCAAUUCUGACAUUGAUCUCUCGACUAAAAACGAUAUGGGAUUGGAUGCUCUCGACUACGCAGACAUCAAAAAGGAUGUCGAAGCUUUAGAGCAUCUUCUUGGAAAUUACACAAAGGAACUAAAUUUACACAAGAGAUUUUCUCCGUCCUGUCCAAAUUUGCUAUUUUACUCGAUAUCAAGAAGGUUUCCCACUUCGACCCUUGAAGUUAUCCUCACCAGUCACGACAUUGAUUUAUCAACAAGGAAUGCCAGUGGGUUGAAUGUUUUAAAUUAUUCGGUCUACGAAAGGAAUAUAGAGGCAUUGGAACAUCUCCUCAAGUUUCACUCGAAAGGGAAAUUUCCCAUUCCCACUCUCAAACUCAUUCUCGAGUCUGGCGUUGAUCUGUCGGCGAAAAAUGACGAAGGAUUGAACGCUCUUGAGUAUGCAGCCGAUAAUAAAAAUAUAGAGGCUCUGGAGUUUCUUCUUGGUUUUUUCAAGCGGCUGGAUUCCAAUUCCAAACCUUUUCCACCUUGUCCAAGCUUACUGUUUUUUGCUAUACGAAAUGAAUUUCCGGUUUCGACUCUCAAACUGAUUCUUGGUUCGGGGGUUGAUUUAUUAACAAAAAAUGAUGAAGGGCAAAAUAUUCUCGAUUACUCGGCACUUUGGAAAAAUAUCAAGGCUUUGGAAUACCUCCUCAAAAACCAUGCGACAGAAUUAAAUUCCCAUUUUAUGUUUUCCGAGGAGUGUCCAAAUUUAAUUUUUCUUGCUAUAAAGAAAUUCCCGGUUUCCACCCUCAGCCUGGCCCUCGAUCUGGAUAUUGAUUUAUCAAUUAAGAAUAGAGACAACCUAAAUGCUUUCGACUAUGUGCUCAAUAUUGGCAUAAUGGAGAAAAUAGAAUGUUUCAUCGAAAAUCAAAAUGCACUAAACUUUCGAUUUUCCCCUGAUUGCCCUAAUUUAUUGUUUUACACCUUAUAUAAGAAGUAUCCAAUUUCCAUUGUCAAGCUUAUACGCAAACACGGUGUUGAUUAUAAAACCAAAAACAAUGAUGAACUGAACGCUCUUGGAUAUGCUGUUAAGCUGAAGAAUAUGGUGGCGGUCAGAUACCUGUUGGAGAAUAUUCUCGAGUUUAGCGAACAACAAAGUAUCGCAGAGGCGAUCGGUCAAACGAAAUUUUUUAGCAGAGAGUGGUAUUACCUUCAAGAUUGGAAAG